CGAAAGACAACGAGCACCAAACAUGAUAUGAAUGCCAGCGGAUCCAAUGCCGGCAACAAGAUAUAUCCAAGACAAUAUUUUGAAUUGUCCAAAACUUGGAACACUUGGAACAAGCUCACCAUUGCUGAUGUCUACUCACUCCGCACUGAGCCUGGAUUUGGUGGUCAGCAUGUUUGGUUCUGGCUUAACCAUCCAAUCCAAUAUGUGCGUCUCAUUGGGAUGAUUGUGCAGAUCAGCGUGGUAGCGAAUGGCAAAUUUGUCCUUCUUGCACUGGACGAUGGGAGUGGCGAGAACAUCGAAGUGAAAAUCGAAAGACGCCAAAUCAAGCCCGUACAUGGCAGCAACGACCAUCAUGUCAAUAACUUAGGCGGUGUAUCACAAAUAGGCGCCACCACUUCAGUAACCUAUUCCUCGGUGACAUUGGUGGAUAACCUCAUCAUCCAAUCUGGCAAUUCUUCAGAGACCAUUACGAUAGGCGACAAGCUUGCGAGCAUUGGAACUAUCAUUCAAGCCGGAGGAACCGUCAUCACAUUCAUGGAUUCCCGACAAUUGAUGCUCGAGAUGGUUUGCUUGGUAAAGGAUACGAACGAAGAAGCUUCAUAUUGGUCAAAGUUGGCCGCAUGGAAACGUACUGUUCUGGCAAAACCUUGGAUAUUGACCGAUAGGCAGCGCGAAGACCAUGAUGCAAAGCUUCAGCAGGAUUCACUGAAAGCUGAAGACAAGUCCCGCAAACGGAGGGAGCAUGAACGAAAGGCGGAGAAGCAACGAAAAAGAUUGGAAUCUGAAAUGAACCGGGGCGCUCUGCCAGGUAGCGAUCACCUACGCAGGCCGUGGGAGGACUACUUUAUUCAUCAAAGAUCUUGACAACACCAAGCAAUUUACAGUACAGCUUUCCAGAUACAUCUCUGUCAUUGUCUGUAAGUCUGAUUGACCGAGAGAUGCUUACAUGGAACGAAGUAAUAUGCAAUAUCAUACUGUUAUAACCAUAUGUCGAGCCACACGCCGGUCGAAUGAAAUUUUGGU
Molecule: messenger RNA, 1023 nt
Organism: Dissoconium aciculare CBS 342.82
Lineage: Eukaryota; Fungi; Ascomycota; Dothideomycetes; Mycosphaerellales; Dissoconiaceae
Exons: 2
Coding region: 28-864 (278 amino acids)
Source: RefSeq, a predicted model, not a curated record